This is a messenger RNA of Zonotrichia leucophrys gambelii, 3357 nucleotides long. It is a transcript of the gene PROKR1, whose product is annotated as prokineticin receptor 1. Gene Ontology annotation, biological process: neuropeptide signaling pathway. Lineage: Eukaryota; Metazoa; Chordata; Aves; Passeriformes; Passerellidae. Gene Ontology annotation, molecular function: neuropeptide receptor activity. The transcript is spliced from 3 exons. Gene Ontology annotation, cellular component: plasma membrane. The record is from RefSeq and is a predicted model, not a curated record. The coding region runs from base 620 to 1807 and encodes 395 amino acids.
AGGCAAAACCCAAAGAGCAAGGGCAGACAGGGAUUUAUAUGUCCCAUGCUCAGGCUUGCUAACAAUGACACUCUGCCGAUUCCAUUCCUGCAUUCAGGGGGUUUAAAGCAGAGGAACCCCAAAAGGGCUGUGGUCUAUUGUCUUCAGAUCGUGCUGCCUCUUUAAAAUCAGAAAUGCGCGGACAGCUUCAAGGUGCCUCCCACUGAGCAAAGGCUUUGGAUGCCGGCACAGAGGCAGAGGAGCCAUCCUCCCCUGAGCACAGGGAUAACCUAAUGGGAGAGAAAGCAGCACUCAGCGGAGUCCUUGCGCUACUUCCAGUGAUCCUUUCUCUCCUCCAGUAACAGCAGCACGUGCAGAGGAGAAACCUGGCGGCUCUCUCACCAGAGAAGAAACCUGGCUCUCUCUCAGGUUGCCUGAGACCUCCAAGAUGAUGAGCACAACUGCAGAAGGAGAUAAGUGAGGCUGUUGUCCUAUAAUCUUCUGGGGACAAAGACAAGGUUACUCACUGCUCAAAAGGAAGCUUUGGGUGAGGUCUCUCACCUGCCGAUCUUGUGCCCUGCCACACUGGGCUAACAACACUGAGGGCCAGCCAAGCUGCACAUGCCAAAAGACGACAGAGAUGGCCAUGGAGCAAACUGAACGCAACCUAAAUGCUACCGCCCACCUCAAUUUUGCUUCAAUCUACAACAUCCAUAAUGGGGAUUUCACCUCUUUGAGAAACUUCUCUUUCCCUUUCAAUUUCACCUACAGUGAUUAUGACCUGCCACUGGACAGUGAAGAUGACAUGACCAAAACCCGCACCUUCUUCACAGCCAAGAUUGUUAUUGGGGUUGCUCUGGUUGGCAUCAUGCUGGUUUGUGGCAUUGGCAACUUCAUCUUCAUUGCUGCUCUCGCCCGCUACAAGAAGCUGCGAAACCUCACCAACCUGCUGAUUGCCAACCUGGCCAUCUCAGACUUCAUCGUGGCUAUUGUGUGCUGCCCCUUUGAGAUGGACUACUACGUGGUGCAGCAGCUGUCCUGGGAGCACGGCCAUGUCCUCUGUGCCUCAGUCAACUACCUACGAACUGCCUCCCUCUUUGUUUCGACCAAUGCUCUCCUGGCUAUAGCUGUUGACAGGUAUUUGGCCAUUGUUCACCCACUGAAACCACGCAUGAAUUAUCAAACAGCAACCGUCCUCAUUGCCUUGGUCUGGGUCAUCUCCAUACUUCUAGCAAUUCCAUCUGCAUACUAUGCUACUGAAACUGUGUUGUUUAUAGUUAAAAACCAGAAGAAAUUUUUCUGUGGCCAAAUUUGGCCAGUUGACCAGCAGAUGUACUAUAAAUCAUACUUUCUCUUCAUCUUUGGCAUUGAAUUUGUAGCACCUGUGAUUACAAUGACCUUGUGUUAUGCCAGGAUCUCUCAGGAGCUUUGGUUUAAAACUGUCCCAGGAUUUCAGACAAAACAAAUCAGAAAGAGGCUUCAGUGCAGAAGGAAAACUGUUAUGGUACUAAUGUGCAUUCUGACUGCCUAUGUUCUCUGCUGGGCACCUUUCUAUGGUUUCACAAUUGUCCGGGACUUCUUCCCCACCCUUUUGGUGAAAGAGAAGCAUUAUCUCACUGCCUUUUACAUAGUCAGGUGCAUCGCCAUGAGUAACAGCAUGAUAAACACCAUGUGUUUCGUAACCGUGAAAAACAACACUAUGAAGUACUUCAAGAAGAUCAUGCUACUCAGAUGGAGGUCAACGUAUAAGGGAAGCAAAUCUAGCAUAGAUUUGGACCUGAGAACAAGUGCAAUCACAGAGGAAGUAGACUGCAUAAAAUUACAAUAAUUUUUCUGAGGUUCUAAUCUCAGCUUUUUUGGAGAGGGGGAAAGAGGAAAUAAUACCUUGUCAGAAGCUUCUUCCUUGUCUGUGGGAAUACCCUCUCACUGGUGAGAGCCCUCAAAAAAGCAGCCUGCUUUGCAUUCCCACCAGAAUUCUUCUCACUGUACUGCUGGAUAAUCCUUACACUUGAAAAGAUGCUGUGCUUCAGUUCAUACAUCUGUCAAUUUGGGAUGUAGACACUAAUUUUAUAGUUGUUUAAUAAGAACAAAGAAAUCUAUGAAUACAAUGGUGGAAAAGUUGAGUGCUGACCCUAGCAGUGAUGCCUCUCUGUUUCUUAAGAGAAACCUCUUAACACCUUUGAGCUUAUGACUUGUACCUUUAAGCUAUUUAGUGUCCUUUUCUUUCUGCUCAGAAGAGAAAGGACUCCUAGAAAGCCCAUUUUGCUUCCAGUCACUUUUUAACCUCUCCGUUUACCUUUCCUGAUGAAUCUUCUUGAAGUCUAUAGACCACCAGCUUUCUAUUGUCAUUGGACAAUAUGCACAGCAUGCUCUUAUGAAAGGCACAUGCUCUGAAAGCUAAAAUCCGCUUCACAGGCAAGUGAAAACCUCAAGUUUCUUCCUGUCACACCCUGUUUAAGAAUGCUUUAUCAAUACUCCACUUUUUAGUUUUAUGGAGAGUUUUAACUUUGUUAUGCAUUUGGAAAUGCCACAGAUAUAUAUGAAAAGGAUCUACUCCCUCAUCUCCAGGCACCCUGUGGCCAGCUUCUGCUACCUUGAGAUGCUGAGCUCCUCACAGAAUCAAUCACAAAAUUGUAGAACUUGAGAAUAAUAUCUCCACAUUGUCUAGCCCAUCCCUCUGCCCAUGUUAGCCAGGAUUGUGUCCAGCUAGGCUUUGACUGACUCCAGGGAAUGCUGACAGUCUCCAUGGAUCACCAGUGUCAGUGUUCAACAGCUCUCACUCAGUGAAAAAGUGUUUUCUUAUGUUCAGAUGGAGUUUCAUGUGUUUUACCUUGCUUGUCAGCGGGAUCCAUAUAAACCUACAUCAUGGUGGUGGGAAAAAUCCAACCAGACAUCUUACCAAGUCUGUGUGCACCUUCACGAUAAAGGAUAAGCAACACCAAAAUAUCUAGGAGAUCCUGAGAUGAUCCAUCCAUCUUUCUGGGAGCAAGACAAGCUUAGGCUUCAGUGAGCCAGCCUCUGGUCGAGUUGCGAAGCUUAUUGUCUGCUCAGAUAUGACGCAACUCCAGAUGAAUUCUGCUUUUCUUUCUGCAGUGCUACUUUUACUGUUCUGAUUUAGUGAAACUCCAGUUUGGAUGUUUCUUAAAUGAUAAUUGUGACAAAGCACGUGACAGUAAUACAUACUCAUUUCAACUACACAUAAGAUAUAAUGGACUUCUGUGUAUGGUAAUAAAAUCUUUUCUGUUGUGAUGACAAAUGUGCAUGUGGUUGUGCCUUACUUUUGGAGUAAGUUGUUUUGGUAAAUAACUUGUCUAUUUGUGAAUUUGAAGUGAGCAGCAAAUCCUGCAAAUAAAACAUGACCUCAGUAUAAGCAUUCUG